Messenger RNA from Lucilia cuprina (Australian sheep blowfly), 1786 nucleotides. Its product is annotated as muscle-specific homeobox protein tinman. The record is from RefSeq and is a predicted model, not a curated record. The transcript is spliced from 3 exons. Gene Ontology annotation, biological process: cell differentiation; regulation of transcription by RNA polymerase II. Gene Ontology annotation, molecular function: RNA polymerase II cis-regulatory region sequence-specific DNA binding; DNA-binding transcription factor activity, RNA polymerase II-specific. Lineage: Eukaryota; Metazoa; Arthropoda; Insecta; Diptera; Calliphoridae. Gene Ontology annotation, cellular component: nucleus. Bases 431 to 1780 code for a protein of 449 amino acids.
UCUUUCUUUAUUAUUUCUUUUAAGUUUGAGUUUUAUUGUAUUUCUUUUCUAUAAUAACAAACAACACGGUGUUUUUUUUAAGUUGACAAUUAGAAUAAUAAUAAAAAAACAAUUAAAGAAACAAUUGAAUCGCAAAGAAUCGCGCAAGUGCAAAAAUUUUCAAGUGAAAGUGAUUGUUUUGGUCUCAUUCUUAAGUGAGUUUUUUAGUGUUUUUUAUAAUAAUUUUUUUUGUUUGUUUUUAUUUUACACAAAUGUUGAGUGGAUUUUUUAAGUGUCUCUUGUUUAAUUAAUUAUUAAUUUUGAUUGAUAUUGAAUAACAAGUAUAACAAAGAAAAUAAAUAAACAAGCAAUAUUAAAUAAAAUUCUAAAUUAUUACAAAAAAGAAGAAAAAAAAAAAAACAAUAAAUAAUAAAAAUAAUAAUAAAAUAACAUGUUACAACAUCAACAGCAAUCAUCACAAGUAUCUCAAGGUUAUUAUGAUUAUAAUCAACCUAGUCCUGGGAGUAUGACCAAUACAGAUUCAUUAAAUACAACACCAUUUUCAGUUAAGGAUAUUUUAAAUAUGGUUAAUCAAAACGACGGCUACGAAUAUGGAACUUUAGAAAGUACCUCACAAGCUUUAUCCUCUGCUUAUGCCACUGAAUAUGACGCACGUGUUUAUGAUGCUCAAAACCCCUUAAGCAGCAUGGUAACACAUGGUCAUCAUAUACCACCUAAUGCAGCAGCAGCGGCGGCUCAAUUUUAUCCCGCUUAUCAGGAUUAUACAGCUCCCUUGCAUACUCACAUGCCUCCUGCACCUCAUCACCAUCCUCAUCAUCAUGCAGCAGCAGCAGCGGCGGCGGCAGCUACUCCACCAACACAUCAAUCCUAUCAUGGUUACAAUCAGUAUUAUAUGCCUUCAACAGCCACAUAUCAGCCACCCGGUUAUCCAGCACCCCAAACUGCCUCCGCACAGUCACUUUAUUACAAUGCCGCCGGUUAUGAUGCCUACAAUCCUCCUAAUCCUGCUGCCCAACAAUGUCCCUCUAACACCGCCUCUACACACAUGGAUUUAUCACAAUCGUCUAGUGUUAAAAAUGAAUAUGUACCUACGCCCUAUGUAACGCCCUCGCCCACUUUGGAUCUCAAUAGUUCAACAGAGGUAGAUGUCAAUAAUACGCCUUCGUCGGCUCAAAAGAAGUCACCGUUGAGCAGUCAAACCGCCAUGCAUAGUUUAAUGGAAACUGCUAAUAAUUCCAAUUCUUUGAGAAAUAUUUCUACAGGCUUGACAACGGCCCAGUUGUAUGAACAAGGAUCUCUGCUGUCAAGACAACAGGAUAUCAAUAAGAAAAAAGAUAUCUCCUUGGUGACAUCAUCCAAAUCGGAACUACGUAAAAAUGGUAAACCUCGCUCCAAACGCAAACCCCGCGUACUCUUCUCACAGGCUCAAGUUCUAGAGCUCGAAUGUAGAUUUCGUUUGAAAAAAUAUCUAACCGGAGCCGAAAGAGAAAUUAUAGCCCAAAAACUAAAUCUAUCACCAACACAAGUUAAGAUAUGGUUUCAAAAUCGACGCUAUAAAUCGAAACGUGGAGAAAUCGAAGGCGAAGGACCAGCAGCAGUAAUGAAAAUAAAAUCGGAAAUAAUGCCUCAAAAUGUAGCAAUGUGGGGUAAUCCUUUACAACACUCGGCAACAGCACAAAGUCAUUUAGUGUCGGGACAACAACAACAACAUCAUCAGCAGCAACAGUCACAGCUCCAUAGUCAUCAUCAUCAUCAUUUGGCUCAUCAGCAGCAGCUGUAAAAUUGA